GGGUUUCGCUUUUUGGACAAAUCAAUACUAGGUCAAGCACCAUAUUGGAUAUAAAAUCCCCAUCUCAUAGGAAUAUUUUAUCCAUGGCGACACCGCGCGGAAUACUGCGCUUUACACCGCAUACAUUCAGAGUUUCCAAUUCUUCUCAUGACGUCCGUGCUUCGCCCAGAAAGAGGCAGAAAACGGACCUUGCUCAUAAAUGGGAAAUGGCCUCGCAAAUGAUGCUCAACGUAGAGGAAGAGGAGAACGAUGGCUUGCCUAACAUACUGUCCUCUUUUGAUGGUAGUUUCUCCGCCGUAAAAAAUAAGCAGAAGAGCCUCAUCAAGAGAGAUGCAAAAGGCAAGGGGAAGUUGGUCGAAACGAACAUUGAUGUAGAUAUGGAUCGUUGGUCCCCCCCUCCUUGUGAUCCGACACUGCAAAUUCCAGGGGAACUUGUGCUCGCUAGGCCCCCUCGAAAUAAUAAAUUUUGGCCUGCAAAACUAAUAGCAUAUAUCCCUCCCACCAAGGCAACACAAAAAUCGAAGUUUACAGUCAAAUUUCUGGACGAAUUGGAAUAUGAUCUAACAAGAGACCGAUUUUACACGUCAGAAGAGCCAGGGUUUGUUGAUUGUGAGUUAGGAAAGUUUGAAAGCGAGAUGAAAGAUGCCAAUGACGAUGAUGAGAGUGCCAGCGAAUCCGAGGCGACUGGAGAGGGCAGAGGACGACAUCGAGCGGAAAGCCCGGUCCCGAAGUCUCCCAUUCCAGAAGACUUUGAGGGGCUCGGUAUGCGCGAACAGCUCGCCUACGUCAAGCCUGUGCUUUCAGCCGUGCUCAAUGAACUAUAUGCGCCUGCGCUGGACCGGCAUCGGCGGUUCCUUAAGGGUGGUGCUGCGCGGGACUCGUUGCAGGAGGGUGCGGCAGUAAGAGGGACCCUAUCGCCUGCGGAAAUUAGAAAACUGCAGUCACACCUGUGUGAGUGGGUAUUACGGGAGGAGAAGCGUGCCAAGGUGAUGAUAGAUGUUGGUGAGCAGAAUGUCAAUGGUAUUGGCAUCGAACCGUCCGUGCAAGUGGAAACUCAAUCAGCUAAUGGGCCCGCUGAGGUACCCGUUGAGGAAGGGGAGGUUCCUAUGUCUCAAGGUAAUAUUGUUGAAGUAGCUAAGGUGGAACCUCCGUCGGCACAAGAUGUACAAUCUCAGCCACUUGCCGCUGAAGAAGCGCUGAUAGUUGAUGAACAGCCUCCACCAGCCGCUGCUCCUGAGACGUUAGAACAGCUCGGAGACUCGCUGUCAGCUGAACCCCAAGCAAUCCCCGAGUUGUCCAUGGUUGAUAAGCAUGAGGAUCACGAGGCCAAGGAGACAGAUGCGAACUCAGUAGUUGCAUCACUUCCACGAACGGAAUCAUGCUAUCCACCGCGGCAGCGUGGAUGUGAAGGAUAUGAAGCGCUAUCAGGCGUCGAGAAGCUCUCAUACUGCGCAAACAUACUUCUUCCUGAGGCUGUUCAUCAAAUCUUGCUAUGGCGGACCGGAGAGCGUACAUCGGUCGAUUUGCUCUCAGCAGAUGAAGAGAAAAAGUUGCACGACGCAGGGGUAAGUAUGGCGAACGAGCAGGAUUGGGUAUUUGGGAUUCUACACUUGCGUGAUGCUCAGGCGCGUCUUCGAGAUGGGAUUCGGGAGAGUAAAGCUAUCGUUCCACCUGUUGCACCAGCUGCGACAGGCGGGACGCGAUCUCGGCCAAGGAGGGCUACUGUCUCGCGCCGCUAGUUCCAGGGGUUGAGGGGAUAAUAUGAGUACGAGUAUCGUGCUUAUCGCUUUGUUUACCUGCUGUGUCUUGUUAUCUCU
This is a messenger RNA of Serpula lacrymans var. lacrymans S7.9, 1817 nucleotides long. RefSeq lists its product as uncharacterized. The coding region runs from base 84 to 1739 and encodes 551 amino acids. The transcript has 8 exons. The record is from RefSeq and is a predicted model, not a curated record. Lineage: Eukaryota; Fungi; Basidiomycota; Agaricomycetes; Boletales; Serpulaceae.